Ylistrum balloti is the source of this 1491-nucleotide messenger RNA. RefSeq names its product b(0,+)-type amino acid transporter 1-like. Gene Ontology annotation, molecular function: L-amino acid transmembrane transporter activity. The coding region runs from base 1 to 1491 and encodes 496 amino acids. Gene Ontology annotation, cellular component: membrane. NCBI's taxonomy places the organism in Eukaryota, Metazoa, Mollusca, Bivalvia, Pectinida, Pectinidae. The record is from RefSeq and is a predicted model, not a curated record. Gene Ontology annotation, biological process: amino acid transmembrane transport. The transcript has 13 exons.
AUGUCAGAAGAAGAUGAUUCUAAAGAUUCAAACGGCGACAUUCGCAAAAGAGUCAAAGAGCUGCCUCAGGAUGAAAAAGAUGUAAAUGUCAAACCGUCCACAAUCAAGCUCAAGAAACACGUGGGCCUCGUCAGCGGCACUUCUUUCAUUGUAGGGACAAUAAUCGGAUCCGGGAUUUUCAUCUCCCCUAAAGGUGUAUUGAUGGAGACUGGUUCGGUUGCCCUCAGUUUGAUCGUGUGGGCCGGGGCGGGGUUGUUGGCUCUCAUGGGCUCUCUGUGUUAUGCGGAGUUGGGUACACUUAUCAGGAAAUCUGGCGGAGAGUAUCAGUAUAUCAAACAAGCCUUUGGAAACAUCCCCGCGUUUUUAUACGCGUGGACGUCAAUAAUUGUCAUCAGAACGUCUUCUAUGGCUAUCAUUUGCCUCACCUUCGGAGAAUAUGUGGCAACAUUCUUCCCUUACUGCGGCAACCCGGAUCUUCCCAUGAAACUAGUGGCAUCGCUAGCCAUAGUGACCCUGGCAAUUAUUAAUUGUACGGAUGCUCGACUAGCCACCAGAGUACAGGUGUUUUUCACUGUUGUCAAAUUGGCCGCUCUUCUCGUUAUCUCCAUCGGAGGAAUAGUCCGCAUGGCACAAGGGCAUGUCACGGAGCUGAAACGUGGAUUUGAAGGGACUACAAAGUCGCCAUCUACUAUAGCGUUAGCAUUUUAUGACGCCCUUUGGUCAUACGACGGUUGGAACAACCUGAACUAUUUGACAGAAGAAAUCAAAAACCCUAAAAAGAAUUUACCUCGUGCCAACAUAGCUGGUGUUCUUCUUGUGACCGUUAUAUACCUACUGACCAACAUGUCUUAUCUGACCGCAAUGACGUCUGCAGAACUGCUAGCUUCCGAUGCUGUGGCUGUGACUUGGGGUGACCGUGUCUUAGGUUCUGCGGCCGUAUUGGUACCGCUUUCCGUCCUCUUUUCUACAUUCGGGUCCGCCAACGGAACAUUAUUCUCUGGCGGCAGAGUAGUUUACGUUGCAGCUAGAGACGGGAUGCUGCCAGAAAUGUUAUCUUAUGUAAACUGUAAACGCUACACACCCGUGCCAUCCAUUUUGUUCACGGCUAUCAUCUCCAUCAUCAUGGUAUUCCCAGGAAAUCUGUCAGAACUCAUUGAUUUCUUUAGUUUCACCGCUUGGAUCUUCUAUGGCGUUACAGUUUCCUCCCUUAUUGUCAGCAGGUUCACAAUGAAAGAUGCAGAGAGAGUAUUCAAGGUACCUCUACCGAUCCCCAUACUGUUUGUACUGCUGUCGAUUUAUCUGGUUAUCGCUCCCAUAGUACAGAGUCCUAGGAUUGAGUUCCUCUACGCCUUUCUUUUCAUCAUUGGUGGACUCAUUUUCUACAUUCCUCUCGUCCACUUUAAAUUAAACAUUCCUUUUUGGGGGAAAAUAUCCACGUUUUCGCAGUUACUUUUUGAGGCUGUCCCAAGCCCCUUUAUACCUGAUGAGUAG